CACACAAAAAACUAACGCUCCUCAACCAUCUCUUCACUAAGUGCCGUCGCCAUAUGGCUCUGGAAGCUUCCAUAGACCACCGCAACCACGCGCCGCCGUACACGGCCAACGGUGCUGCAACCGCCUCCCCCGAAGUGGCCUUGCCUCCAAGUAGAGUCUUGGCCACUCACCGGCUCAGGCUCAACCCGAGCUCCAACCACAAUCCCGAUAGCUAUGAUGACCUGGCGCUGGAGUUCACUCCUCAUCUCUUUAGCUCGCUUGAACGGUACUUGCCUCCUAAUAUGCUUUCCAUGUCACGUGAUUCAAAACUCCAGUACAUGCGCGAUAUUCUCGUCAGAUACUCGCCGGACGGUGAACGGACACGUCUUCAAAAGCAUAGAGAAUACAGGCAGAAGAUCAUAUCAAACUAUCAGCCUCGCCACCGGCAGCUGUAUACUAUGCAAGCUGUAAAUUUCUUUGGACCCUCUUUUCUCCAGGCAAUUAACGAGAAUACUGAGGAGGGUUUUAGAAGAAUAAUUUCUGAACCCAUUCCAGGAAUUUAUACGUUUGACAUGUUUCAACCACGUUUCUGUGAAAUGUUGUUAUCUGAGGUAGAUAACUUUGAAAGAUGGGUACAUGAGACAAAAUUCAAAAUCAUGCGACCAAACACAAUGAACAAAUUUGGGGCUGUGCUUGAUGACUUCGGCCUAGACACCAUGCUUGACAAAUUGAUGAAUGACUUCAUACGUCCUAUGUCCAAAGUACUCUUUCCUGAAGUUGGUGGAUCAACACUGGAUUCUCAUCAUGGUUUUGUUGUUGAAUAUGGAAUGAAUAGGGAUGUUGAACUUGGUUUCCAUGUGGAUGACUCAGAAGUCACCUUGAAUGUUUGCUUGGGCAAGGAAUUUACUGGUGGUGAAUUGUUCUUUCGAGGUGUUCGAUGUGAUAACCAUGUGAAUUCAGAAACUCAGCCAGAGGAAAUUUUAGAUUAUUCGCAUGUUCCAGGGCGUGCAGUUCUUCAUCGUGGUCGCCACCGACAUGGUGCUAGAGCCACAACGUCUGGUUGGCGGGUCAACUUACUAUUAUGGUGCAGAAGUUCUGUCUUUCGUGAGCUAAAGAAAUAUCAGAAAGAUUGUUCAAGCUGGUGUGCAGAGUGCCAACGUGAAAAGAAAGAAAGGCAGCGUCUGUCAAUUGUUGCAACCAAACAGGAACUUCUGAAGAGGGAAGGAACUUCCACUUCUUGAGCAGGCCUUGUUUGUGGGGUAGGAGGAGUGAGCGAAGAUUCUACAUCUGUCACCGUGUUUCUUUUUCAGGUUAGCUAUACAGUUUAGUCUACUCAAGUUGAUUAUCAUCUUACAUUGUUGGUUAUUUUGAUAAAAAAAUGGAACAUCUUCGGUGCUGCUAUGGCCAUUAUGUUCUUUUGUGAUGUAUCAUAAAUGUAAGAUGAUUUUUCUGCGAAUGAAAAUAGUGCAAUUACUCUCAA
Messenger RNA from Mangifera indica (mango), 1459 nucleotides. Its product is annotated as 2-oxoglutarate and iron-dependent oxygenase domain-containing protein CP2-like. The transcript is spliced from 10 exons. Bases 54 to 1220 code for a protein of 388 amino acids. The record is from RefSeq and is a predicted model, not a curated record. Gene Ontology annotation, molecular function: iron ion binding; L-ascorbic acid binding; oxidoreductase activity, acting on paired donors, with incorporation or reduction of molecular oxygen. Lineage: Eukaryota; Viridiplantae; Streptophyta; Magnoliopsida; Sapindales; Anacardiaceae.